AUGGCGAUGAUGAUGACUGGCCGUGUGCUGCUGGUGUGUGCCCUCUGCGUGCUGUGGUGCGGUGCCGACGGUGGUGAGUGUUCUGAACCAACUCCAGUUCCUCCGGCUUCUCAGUCCGAAGACCGCAAUACCCCUAAAAGUGAAAAAGAGACCAUUGGUGGCGCUGGAGGAGGUGGCCAAAGCGGUCAAUUGGAGGCCUUACAAGCAGCAGGAUUAUCGGUGCAAGAAGAAAAGAAGGCGGAGACGCCACUACGAACUGGAACACAAUUAGCACCAGGAACGGCAGAUGCAGAGAAGAAAGGCAAGGAACAAACGCGAGAAGUUGGAGAUGUUGGUGAAAAGAAGGAUGAAGAGCAGGAAAAGAAAGAGGAGGAAGAAGAAGAGGACGGGAUUGAGCAAGUAGAAGAAGAGGAAGAGGAGGAAGAUGAAGAAGAAGUUAGUGAAGAGAAUGACGAAGGUGCAGGGGCGGAAGAUGGCGAAAAAACAAGAACAGAAGGGCAGGGUGAUCAAGAAGUAACAAUUGCACUAGACCAAAAUUCCGGGGAAAAGAAUUUAAGUGGCAGCGAGCAGCAAACACGCCAGUCAAUUGUAUCUGCAGGGGAAAUUCCUCCUCCCGGCAGUCGGGAAUCAAGUGCCAAUCCCACGCAAACGAAGAUCGAAGAAAAGAAGGAAACCGACAAAAGUGCACCCGCAGCAGAGAACACACUCACAACGGUUAAUGGAGAGAACACAGUGCCUGCGGGAGUUCCGGGAGGAAAUCCUUCACCACCUCCAGAAGACGGUGUUGAUUCCCGCGAACAGGAUGGCGAAGUCACCACGAGUGAAGGCGAAAAAAACGUUCCACCGCCUGCGACUGCAGCCACACCACAAAGCCACCAAGAAAAAGGCUCAGAAGGGACUGGGGAAGAUACAAAAGCAACGACAGUAACCGCCAACACAACUGAUACGACGAAUGCACAAAACAGUGACGGCAUCACUGCGGUCCCCCACACCACCUCCCCUCUUUUGCUUCUUCUUUUUGUUGCGUGUGCUGCUGCGGCUGCUGCUGUGGUGGCCGCGUGA
Molecule: messenger RNA, 1062 nt
Organism: Trypanosoma cruzi
Lineage: Eukaryota; Euglenozoa; Kinetoplastea; Trypanosomatida; Trypanosomatidae
Product: mucin-associated surface protein (MASP), putative
Exons: 1
Coding region: 1-1062 (353 amino acids)
Source: RefSeq, a predicted model, not a curated record